AUGGCUGGUAACAAGCAGAAGGAGCCUUUCUGGCUUGGAGGUGCUGCGGCCUCGAUGGCUGUUUGCUUCACUCACCCUCUGGACCAAACGAAAUAUCGCAUGCAGGUUUUAAAGUCUAGAGAAUCCAUGUUCCGGGCCAUGUACCGCUUCGCGGCCCGCGAUGGCUUUUUUUCCCUCUGGUCUGGACUGUCGGCUUCAAUAUUCCGACAAACAACAUACUCCACCGCUCGGUUCGGUCUCUAUAACUACUUUGCGCAACAAGCCAAACAAUACACCGGAACAGAAAAGCUAUCAACAGCCCUUACGAUAACAUGCGCUGGCCUGGCGGGUGGCAUGGCUGGUUUGGUUGGGAAUCCCGCCGAGGUCGUUCUUGUUCGCAUGUGCGCCGAUGGCGCGAAGAACGUUAGCGAAAGAUUUGCCUACUCCAACGCCCUGGAAGGUCUCUAUCGGAUCGGCAGGGAGGAAGGUAUCAGCACCUUUGGAAGAGGCAUUUCAGCAAACGUAGUACGCAGCGUUCUCAUGAACGUGGGACAGAUUGCCACAUAUUCGACAGCGAAAAGAUACCUCUUGGCCAAGACCGAAAUGAAGGACGAUAUCAAAACCCACGCCGUGGCGUCCUUGUUCGCUGGAACCGCGGCGACGACAAUUUGCGCCCCGGCAGACGUGCUCAAGAGCAGAAUCCAAAGCGCCGCCGCCAGUGGCCCGGGAGGAAACUCCCUGCUCCAGAUUGUCAAGACUGGACUCCGAGAAGAGGGCCCCAGGUUUCUCAUGAAAGGAUGGACCCCGGCGUGGUUGAGACUGACGCCGAACACCGUAUUGACAUUUGUGUUUAUGGAGCAGCUGCGCAAGCUGGCGCAAUGGCAAUUCGUGGCCCCCGUGGAGACGACCUUGAAAGCUUGA
Colletotrichum karsti is the source of this 900-nucleotide messenger RNA. RefSeq lists its product as uncharacterized. Gene Ontology annotation, biological process: thiosulfate transport; phosphate ion transmembrane transport; oxaloacetate transport. Bases 1 to 900 code for a protein of 299 amino acids. The record is from RefSeq and is a predicted model, not a curated record. The transcript has 10 exons. NCBI's taxonomy places the organism in Eukaryota, Fungi, Ascomycota, Sordariomycetes, Glomerellales, Glomerellaceae. Gene Ontology annotation, molecular function: malate transmembrane transporter activity; thiosulfate transmembrane transporter activity; oxaloacetate transmembrane transporter activity.